GCCUGAUAAAUGGAAUUCGAGGCUGUCUCCUUACUUCAUCUCCAUGUCCUGGAUCUCUCAAUAGGCUUGGGGGCCAUAGGCUGGGGCACUUCCCCUCACACCCGCUGUGCCAGUCUCCUGUUGGUACCCAAGAUGCUGGGCAAAGAAGGCAGACUCUUUAUCAUGGGAUAUGCUCUGGCUUCCAUCUACAAAGGGCCGGUGGCCAAUCUACAGUACAACAUCAAUGAGGUGAUAGCAUCCCUGGGCUGCACCGUGGAGCUGCAGAUCAACAACACCCGAUCCGCCUGGCGCGUCUCCACGGCCCCUCUGCGGGCAGUGUUCAAGGAUAUGCUGAGCAGCAAAGACUCACUGAAAACAGAGAUUGCAAACGUCUCGACCUCCUUUGAGGACCUGGAUGCCCAGGUGGAGAGUAACAUUGGCUACUCGCCUGAGGACAAGGACAUGGACACGGCCCCAGGCACGAAGGCCCUCGGAACCGGAACCUCCAGAGCCAGACACCGCCUGUCCACACAGAUGGUGUAUGAGCUGAAGACCAAGAUGCGCUGUUCCCAUGUAGUGAAUAAGGCCAUACUGAGCUGCUACCGCUGGUUUGACAAAAAGCAUCAACAGUGCAUGCAACGCAUCCAGGUCCCACUCCUGAACAGCCUGCUCUGCCUGCCAAUGAAGUUCAAGUUCUUCUGUAACAUUGCCAAGGUGAUGGAGAUCUGGUGUCACAAACGCAUCCCCGUGGAAGGCAACUUUGGGCAAACCUAUGACUCGGUCAACCAGUCUAUUCAUGGUCUGUCUGGAGAAUUUUCAGCCAAUAUUGACAUUAAGGAGCAGAAGCAGUCUGCAGUGUUGGGUCUCAACACGAACUGGGAACACGUGAGCGUCGAGGUGCGGGACUACGUUCGCCAGCAGGAGGCCCAUCUGCAGUGGGCUGUGGGGCUGAUGCACGUGCUCCUGUCCUGCACCUUCCUGCUGGUCUUCCAUGCAGCCUUCUCCUACAUGGAUAACUACAACUGGGACAUCCGCUUUGACAACAUCUACAUCAGCACCUACUUCUAUCAGAUCGAUGCCCGCAGGAAGAAGCUGGGCAAACAGAGUCUGUUGCCACUCCGCAAGGCAGAAACGAAAUCCGUCAUCUUCCCUUUCAAGGCCACUAUCCAGGCCACGGAGAUGCGCAAUGUGAUAAGGGAGCUCCUAGAGACACUGCCCAUCCUCCUCCUGCUGCUGGUGCUGUUUGCAAUCGACUGGGUGCUCUACUCCAUCUUUGACACCAUUGGUCACCACUCCUUCGUGCAGUACUCCUUCCGCAGCAGUCACAAGCUGGAGAUAAAUGUUGAGGGAGACUCCAUACUUGCCAGGCUCCUUCGAAAAACCAUCGGAGCUCUGAACACCACCUCAGAUACAGAAGUGGAGACAAACAACAUGCCCUGCCUGCCCCGACCCGUGGGCCUGUCUGCCAGCGGCUACUUUAGAGCCUCACUGCCAACCUUCCUGCUUAUGUGUGUCUGCCUAGCUCAGGCCUUUGGCUACCGACUCCGCAGAGUCAUCGCAGCCUUCUACUUCCCCAAGAGAGAGAAGAAGCGGGUUCUCUUCCUCUACAAUGAGUUACUGAGGAAGAGAUCAGCUUUCACAAAGCUGAGGAGGGCGGCCAUUGUCCGGCGGGCACGGCAGCAGACCGCUCCACGCCACCCCCUGGUGGACGCGCUGUACCGCCGGUGCCCGCUCCUGCGCCGCUUGACGCGUCGGCGCUGCGUGGUGUGCCAGGCACUAGAAACGCCCGAGUCCUACGAGUGUCCCACGCCGGACUGCAAGGCCCUGUAUUGCCGGUCGUGCUGGGACGACAUGCAACGGCAGUGCCCGGUGUGCACGCCCCGCGAGGAGCUCUCUUCAUCCGCCCACAGCGACAGCAACGACGACGCUGUAUAUGGCGAAUGAAGGGGAUGCUGCCCAUCUUCUUGUUUAAUAAAGUGUGAUGCACGCUUCUGCGGCUGGUGCUUCUCAGGGAUCGGGGACUGGGUGAGCCGGAAGAAUGGGCCCGCACAACCCGCACGAAGUCGGGCCACAGACUGGACC
This is a messenger RNA of Rattus rattus (black rat), 2061 nucleotides long. RefSeq names its product DC-STAMP domain containing 1 (gene Dcst1). The transcript is spliced from 13 exons. NCBI's taxonomy places the organism in Eukaryota, Metazoa, Chordata, Mammalia, Rodentia, Muridae. The record is from RefSeq and is a predicted model, not a curated record. Gene Ontology annotation, cellular component: membrane. Bases 10 to 1923 code for a protein of 637 amino acids.